AUGCUGCCGCCAGACUGUUUCCCAUACUUUUCGCGCCUCGUACCCAACGAGUCGCAGAACCCCGAAGGUACAACUUGGGUCACCGAUCUGGAGCUUAUGCAUCACUAUAGCACCGUGGCUUGCUUUACGCUUCCCAGGGGUAGCCAGGUUGGGCACAUCUGGCAGACAGAGUUCGUCCGGCUGGCCUUGAAUGACGAACCGUUAAUGCACCAGAUUCUCGCCAUCGCUGCAUUCCACCUUGCCUAUUGUCACCCAAAUAACAGUCGGCAAUUCCAUAUGCUCGCUUCACAUCACCAGAGUGAAGCUGCACAGGGGCUGCGAAAGAAACUCAUGCAGCAUGUUACCCCCGAGAAUGCCCACGCCUGCUUUGCGGCCUCAUCUCUAAUGAUCAUUGGCGCAUUUGCUGCAUUCUGCCUAGAAAAUGACAGUGGCGAUCUUCCUCGGCCAUCACUCCAGGACCUUUUGGACAUUUUUGGUCUCAACCGUGGAAUGGACGUGGUGUUGCGCACCUGGGAGCAGUACAUUCACCAUGGACCUUUUGCUGACUUGUUCAAGAACUUGAACAACACAAAGCCCAUGUUCUAUCUCGAGGCCGUCUGCAAAAAGCUCAGCGACUUGGGCAGUAAGCUUCGGGGCGACGAGGUCGACGACCUGACUCCGCUCGUCGAUCGCGAGAUAUCGAAUUUCACUCAGGUCAUGGAGGAGUCCAUACGCGAUGCACCUGUGCCUGAAUUGCGCUCCGUCAUGGCGUGGCCUAUUGCAAUGAAACCAGACUUCUUUGUUGCGCUCGGCGAAAAGAAGCCUCUCGCGCUGACGAUACUUGCCUACUAUUGCUCCAUACUCCACGAGGCACAGUCGAGCGCAUGGUAUCUCCAGGGGUGGGGCAUGGCGGUCAUGAAUGAUAUCGUGUCAACAUUGCCUGCCGACAAGUUGGAGCAUAUUCUUUGGCCAAAAUCAACCAUGGGCCAAUCUGAGCAAAACGCUUUUGGUAGUGGGAUUCAGCCAGGCGGCCCCUUAUCAUUAUGA
Pestalotiopsis fici W106-1 is the source of this 1026-nucleotide messenger RNA. RefSeq lists its product as uncharacterized. Gene Ontology annotation, molecular function: DNA-binding transcription activator activity, RNA polymerase II-specific. The coding region runs from base 1 to 1026 and encodes 341 amino acids. The transcript has a single exon. The record is from RefSeq and is a predicted model, not a curated record. NCBI's taxonomy places the organism in Eukaryota, Fungi, Ascomycota, Sordariomycetes, Amphisphaeriales, Sporocadaceae. Gene Ontology annotation, biological process: regulation of transcription by RNA polymerase II.